Molecule: messenger RNA, 3127 nt
Organism: Lethenteron reissneri (Far Eastern brook lamprey)
Lineage: Eukaryota; Metazoa; Chordata; Hyperoartia; Petromyzontiformes; Petromyzontidae
Product: Golgi reassembly-stacking protein 2-like
Biological process (GO): Golgi organization
Cellular component (GO): Golgi apparatus
Molecular function (GO): protein binding
Source: RefSeq, a predicted model, not a curated record
GCGCCACGUCAGUCGUCGCUGCGCCGCGUCGCCGACGUCUCGAGCCUCACCGUGCCCCUUCGGCGAGAAGGCCCCGCCGAGAGCCGAUUAGAGAGCGGCGCUCUCCGCACGCACGCACACCCACCCCCCCUCCUCCUACCACCACCAUGGGCGGCUCGCAGAGCGUCGAGGUGCCCGGCGGGGGCAGCGAAGGCUACCACGUCCUCAGGGUACAGGAAAAUUCUCCGGGACAUCGAGCAGGUCUGGAGCCCUUCUUUGAUUUCAUUGUAUCAAUUGGAAACACGAGGCUGGACAGGGACAACGAGACACUGAAGGACCUGCUGAAGGCCAACGUGGAGAAGCCGGUACGAAUGUCCGUGUUCAGCAGCAAGACGUUGAAGGUGCGCGAUGUUUCCAUCACUCCCAGCAACCUGUGGGGUGGCCAGGGCUUGCUCGGCGUCAGUAUCCGCUUCUGCAGCUUUGAGGGUGCCAACGAGAACGUCUGGCACGUCCUGGACUUGGAGCCACACUCACCAGCUGCUCUGGCAGGACUGCGUCCUUUCUCAGACUACAUCAUUGGAGCCGAUGCCGUGUUAAAUGAGUCCGAGGAUCUGUACACUAUGAUCGAAUCCCAUGAGGGAAAGCCUCUCAAGCUUUAUGUGUACAACAGUGACAUUGACAGCUGCCGAGAGGUGGUAAUCACACCCAAUGGGGCCUGGGGUGGUGAGGGCAGUCUGGGUUGUGGGAUCGGCUACGGAUACCUGCAUCGGAUUCCUACACGGCCUUUCACUGAGGGCAAACUCAUCAGCCCUUCAACCACAACCAGUGCAAAGGAUGGCUUCACUGAGGUGUCCCUCUCAGCUGCCAACUCACUGCUGAGCUCCCCAACUCCAGUAAACGUUUCUUCUACCCCGACCAUGCUUAUCACCAUGUCCGGUUUGGAGCCAGGAGUGACCAGCCUGCCGCUCAGCACCAUGGCUUCCUCCACGCCCCCGUCUGUCACCAGUGCACUGAACGAUGGUGUACUGACAAUGCCACUCAUACCAAGCCAUACGAAUGCCUCCCUACCUCCUGGUGUCAUGCCUGGCACACUACCAGACUUUCCUUUUACACCAUUAAACCUUCCCAUCAGCCAGCUUGGAAUUGCUGAUCCAAAUGCAGCAGGCCUCCCUGCCCUGCACUCAUAUCCGCCAGUGGUGCCCAUCUCCUUCGCGGGCGGCCUGCCCGCAUCACUCUCUGCAGUAAUUCCUGCAUUCCCGACAAGCCUGCCCGAUGUGCCGCCGACACAGGAAGCCUCGUCAACCUCACUGCCACCCCCACCGCUGUACACAGCAGCACCAGGCCUGUCCUCCACGCCACCGCCAGAAUCGGCCAACACGGACACGCCUUAUACGCAGGGCUCGUCAUCGCCACCACUGGAUGUGGAAGAAACACCCGCAGCCACACUUCCAGCCUCUGAGAUGAGCGGAACAGCCGCCGAGAACCUAUUACCAACGGAGGAGUCGGGGUAAUGGUAGGGCGUCCGUGGAUAGGCUUGUGUGUGUGAGUGCGGUAUGCUUUUGGUGUAGAGGGUUGUCGCUGUAUACAUGAUAUAUUUCUACUGUUUGCUGCAUUUGAAGGAACGCUGUGUGUGCAGAGCCGCAUCUUUGCAGGGGUACGGUGUGAAGAUAAAAAUGUCAUUUUGAGAAUGAAGUACAAAUGUUGCUCUGCUGAUACAUUAUAAUAACUGGCAUGUUUUUAAUGAAAGAGAAUGUAGCCUUGCAUAAAAAUACAAUCACUUCUUUUGGUAAUAUUGAAAGCCCAACAUGCCUAUCUUUACAAACAUACACCGUUUUAACAGUUCUGUCAAAUGUUAUUUUUUUGCAUUCUCAGCGGUGCACUUUUUAUUACACAAACUGUUAACUUGCUGUACAGGAGACUGUUGAAUAUCGCGGCAGUUACAUUCUUGUGAAGUUCCGCAAAAGCCAAAACCGCGAUUUUCAAUACUUAAGCCUUACCUAAAUAAUGGGGUUAGGUAUACGGCAACCAAAAAUAGACACCUCACAAUUGAAAUACUGCACUGUAUGCCAAAUAGACUAAAAAUGAAAUCCUUAAAAUUAACAUGUAAAACCCUAUACAAAUAUUAAACAGAUACUUUAAAUACUGAAUACUGCACUUACCGAUGAUCUAAACCAGGUGUGUGUUCGCAAGUGGGAAGCGGUAGCGUCAAGGUUAGCGCGCUGCGCGAGGAACCCGGCCACCCGAGUUUGAUUCCCGCUCACGCCCAACACCGGUGACGAUUAUCUUAAUCGGUCCUGGGCAUCCCAUAGGCCGACUCAGCCUCAAAUGAGUGCCUGCCUGGUGCGAUGUGUAAACAUCGCCACUGGGGAGAUGAAGGCGGCCGUGCGUGGUGCUGGUCACCCCCCCACCCUCUGUUUGUGCCAUGCCGGCCUUCAUAGGUGCUCACUAAUACCCCAACAGUCUGUUAAGGCUAUAGGGGGGGGUCUUUGUCCGCGAGAUUCUUGCACGGCCAAGGUUGAGGGCGCCACUGACUGCCUUGCGUCGCUCGCCCGCCCAGCACCACGGUAUCAGCCAAUGAUACAGUCCUUACAAGUCCAGUCGACCCGCGAAAGUCCAAAGCUGACCCCACGAUAGCUAAAUUGGUAUACAAAGAGGUUGGCAUGCGAUAGGUCGAAGCUGCGAACGAUAUGCCCGCGAUAUUCAAUGGUCUUCUGUAGUAACAUCCGUUCAAAGCAAGGCAACGACCUGUUAACCCUGUUAAAAUUGGUUAAAUUAAACCCCCUCCUUAUUGUAAGCAGCCUUAAAUACAUUACAGUUGCAAAGCUUGUACUGUUUAUAGAUAACUUGAAGAUUUUUAUAAUGGUGUUGUACAGCAAUAAAGAUGCUGCUUUAUGAUGUGGGAUAAAAUAAGAAUACAUUUUGAAUGUGCUUUGGUAAUGCCUAUUCCAUUGCCAGCUCGUUUUACUUCAUACAACAUCUAAGGCAUCACAUCAUCUGCCAAAAAAAACACGUAGCCUGCACUACCUGAUCAAAACUAGUCAGCAAUUGUUUUUCUACUGUGGAGGCAGAAAAUUGUUCUUUCGUUCUCGGUUGGGAUUGGUUUAAUUUGUUGCUGUUGGGGAAAAAAAUAAAGCUAUUUAUAUCUUGA